Molecule: messenger RNA, 825 nt
Organism: Rhinocladiella mackenziei CBS 650.93
Lineage: Eukaryota; Fungi; Ascomycota; Eurotiomycetes; Chaetothyriales; Herpotrichiellaceae
Exons: 1
Coding region: 1-825 (274 amino acids)
Source: RefSeq, a predicted model, not a curated record
AUGCUGUUGAAAAACCUCAAAGAGGCUGGACCAUGGUCACUGACGGCUCGAGGUUGGACCAAAGCCGAAGAUGCGCUCUACUCGGUGGACUAUAUCGAUUCAUUAGAUAUCCAUAAGCUUUCUUCCUCCCUGUCAAAAAGCGCCAAUUUGGUAUCACCCUGGGAUAUACCGGAGUGUUAUUAUAUGGUGUUCUGGUUUCCUUCGCCACCCAUCAAUAGGGAAAACUACGAAAUUCCAGAUUGGACAAACCCUCAACAUGCCAUCAACAGUUUCAAUACUACUGAGUCGUUGCAGAAUGAAUUGAUAUCCAACAGUGUGAUCAAUAUGACAAUUUCAGCGGUCACAAAUGCAUUUUCCGUCAAUACGACAUGCGAGCCGAUCUCGUAUACGUUUUAUGACGGAUCCUGGAAGGGAACCCCACGAUCAAAAUCGUCGGCAACAAUGACGGGCCCGGCCUGGAGAAUGGUCCUAAUCAAACAGUCAACUCGAGCUUCAACAGCGGCGCGACCGCAAAAGAUCCCAAGGACGUUGAACAUUAUUGGAACCGCAACUUUCUUUACGGGGACCACAACUCGUACUACGCUCGAAAGCCCCAAGUUUGACGGAGAUUGGCAUCUGACGACGUUUCCAUUGGCGAAGGGCAACCGGAAGAAUUCCUCGGCACCGGGUUCUCAAGUCACAGACAUCGCAAGUUUCUGGUGCAAUCUGAACAUCACACCCGUCCACAUCGAUGUGACGGUCAACCAACCCACACGUGUCGUGUUGGGCGAGCAAUCAAUUCUGGCCCUGGCCGUGAAAAGCGUACGAUCGCGACUCCAUCACUGA